This is a messenger RNA of Cordyceps militaris CM01, 201 nucleotides long. RefSeq lists its product as uncharacterized. The transcript has a single exon. NCBI's taxonomy places the organism in Eukaryota, Fungi, Ascomycota, Sordariomycetes, Hypocreales, Cordycipitaceae. Bases 1 to 201 code for a protein of 66 amino acids. The record is from RefSeq and is a predicted model, not a curated record.
AUGUGUCCUUCUGGCCGUUUCGGCGAGGAUGUGUCGGGGGCAAAGGAUGUGCGAAACAUGGCGCACUUAUUUACCCCUGACGCGAGCGGGGAGAUGCCGUUGCAGACUAGGGGCUGCGAAAGUCUGUGCGAACUAGAGUCUGGAAUCAACCGAGCCUGUCGGCACGGGGCAGGUGAAAACAAGAAGGAUACUCAUCUGUAG